AUGGUUCAGUGGGUGAAGCACGUGCUGCCCAAGGCUGCUGACGGGAUUGUGGGCGCCCGGCACCACAUGCAGCCUGAUGCAGCAGCCAGCACCACUCUGCAAGACAGACGGGAGAGGAGACAGGAGAAUCCCAGAACCUCCCAGACCAAGCAGCCGAACGUCCUCAGCAGCGAAAAAGAGGAAGGAAACCGCGCGCAACCCCGGGGCGGGCGGACGGCCGUGGCUGCGGCGCUGGGCGCCUCCCGGAAGCGCCGGAGUGCGGGCGGCCGGCUAACGGCUCGGGCGCGCGGGGCGGCCCGCAGGAGGGUACGAGGAGCGCCCGCCCGCCCGCCACCCUCCGUUACGUGGCCCAGUGACCCCGGCGCGCGGCGACCGCCAGUAACCCCGCCCCGCCCCGCCCCGCCCGACUCUCGCCUGCUCCCGGCUCAGCCAAUGGCCAGGCGGCGGGCCAGCCGGCGGACGCCGGGCGCGAGCGACUCCUCCCCCGGCACCGGGCACGGAGCGAGUCGCGCGGCCGCCUCGCCCCGCGCCCGGGCUGCGCCAAUCGCCGCGCGCCCCCGCGCCCCGCGCCCCGCGCCCGCCGGAGUCACCUCUGCCUGCGCGGCGCCGCGGCCCGCCCUCUUCCUACCUUGCCGCGCGAAGCCCCGCCCCCCGCCCGGCUCCACCAAUCGCCGCGCGAGCCUGGCGGCGCUGGGCGGGCCCGCAGCCAAUGCGCACGCCGGGGGCGGGCCCCGGGCCGGAAUUGGGGGUGAAGCCACCGCGCCGUGCCCACAUUCGGGGCGCGCGGAGCUGGGGGGUCCCCGGGGGGCGCCCGCAGUUAAGAUGGCGUCCGCGGCGGCGGCGGCGGGGGCGGCGGCGGGGGCCGCGGGGCCGCUGCGGCCGGGCCUGGAGGAGCUGAGCCUGAGCAAGUUGGCGACGUCCCUGGGCGCGUCGGAGCAGGCGCUGCGGCUCAUCAUCUCCAUCUUCCUGGGUUACCCUUUGGCUUUGUUUUAUCGGCAUUACCUUUUCUACAAGGACAGCUACCUCAUCCAUCUAUUUCAUGCUUUUACGGGCCUCUCAAUUGCUUAUUUUAACUUUGGACCCCAGUUCUACCACUCGCUGCUGUGCGUCGCGCUGCAGUUCCUCAUCCUGCGGCUCAUGGGCCGCACCGUCACUGCCGUCUCCACUACCUUCUGCUUCCAGAUGGCCUACCUUCUUGCUGGAUAUUAUUAUACAGCCACUGGUGACUAUGAUAUCAAGUGGACAAUGCCACAUUGCGUCCUGACCCUGAAGCUGAUUGGUCUGGCUGUUGACUACUAUGACGGGGGAAAAGACCAGAAUUCCUUGUCCUCUGAGCAGCAGAGAUACGCCAUUCGGGGCGUCCCCUCCCUGCUGGAAGUCGCCGGCUUCUCCUACUUCUACGGGGCCUUCUUGGUAGGGCCCCAGUUCUCAAUGAACCACUACAUGAAGCUGGUGCAGGGACAGCUGACAGACACUCCAGGGAAGAUGCCAAACAGCACCAUACCUGCUCUCAAGCGCCUGAGUCUGGGCCUCGUCUACCUGGUGGGCUACACUCUGCUCAGCCCCCACAUCACCGAAGACUAUCUCCUCACCGAAGACUACGACAGCCGUCCUUUCUGGUUCCGCUGCAUGUACAUGCUGGUCUGGGGCAAGUUUGUACUGUACAAAUACGUCACCUGUUGGCUGGUCACAGAAGGAGUGUGUAUUUUGUCCGGGCUGGGCUUCAAUGGCUUUGAAGAAAAUGGAAAAGCAAAAUGGGAUGCCUGUGCCAACAUGAAGGUGUGGCUCUUUGAGACAAACCCCCGCUUCAACGGCACCAUAGCCUCUUUCAACAUCAACACCAACGCCUGGGUGGCCCGUUAUGUCUUCAAACGCCUCAAGUUCCUUGGGAACAAAGAACUGUCGCAGGGUCUGUCCUUGCUGUUCCUGGCCCUCUGGCACGGGCUGCACUCAGGGUACCUGGUGUGCUUCCAGAUGGAAUUCCUCAUUGUUGUUGUGGAGAAGCAGGCUGUCAACCUCAUUCAAGAGAGCCCCACCCUGAGCGGCCUCGCCUCCAUCACUGUCCUACAGCCCUUCUACUACUUGGUGCAGCAGACCAUUCACUGGCUCUUCAUGGGCUAUUCCAUGACUGCCUUCUGCCUCUUCACAUGGGACAAAUGGCUCAAGGUCUAUCAGUCCAUCUAUUUUCUCGGCCACGUCUUCUUCUUGAUCCUACUAUUCACAUUGCCUUAUGUUCACAAAGCAAUGGUGCCAAGGAAAGAGAAGUUAAAGAAAAAGGAGUAGUAAUCUGCCCCUGGUGGCCUAGAGCAGGACCGGGCAGAAACUACUUGUGUCCCUUCUCAGAGCACUCCGUCAGCCCAGAGCAGAGACAGAGAAGCCAGGGAGCUGGGAGCCACAACACCUCCAGCUGUGCCUCUGCCAGUCUUCGCCAGGCCAAGGGGGAAGCUCUUGUGGGAGGAGCAGAGGGGCUGCCACCCCUUGGGGCUCCCCCAUGCACGUUGCCUUAUCUCUCCCCUCUAGCCAGGAAUCUGUUGUGUUCUGCCAAUCCACGAUUGUAUAUGUGCCGAUACCGCCACCCCCCCCCAUGGGGGGGAGGGGAGGGUACAAGGCCCUGCCUGCUCUACUUUUUCUAUCUUGGAACUAUACCAGAUAAAAAAAAUUACUUGUU
This is a messenger RNA of Jaculus jaculus (lesser Egyptian jerboa), 2668 nucleotides long. RefSeq names its product lysophosphatidylcholine acyltransferase 3 (gene Lpcat3). Gene Ontology annotation, molecular function: 1-acylglycerophosphocholine O-acyltransferase activity; lysophospholipid acyltransferase activity. The record is from RefSeq and is a predicted model, not a curated record. NCBI's taxonomy places the organism in Eukaryota, Metazoa, Chordata, Mammalia, Rodentia, Dipodidae. Gene Ontology annotation, biological process: phosphatidylcholine biosynthetic process; lipid modification. Gene Ontology annotation, cellular component: membrane. The coding region runs from base 1 to 2283 and encodes 760 amino acids. The transcript has 14 exons.